AUGGCCGAGAACAGUUCCGAGGACGUCAAUGACUUUUUGCUGCGCAUCCGGGAGCUGGGUGACAAGCGUGAUCGAGAGGACGAGGAGCGCACGAGGAAGCUAGAGGAGGAGAUACUGCAAGGCCGCAAAGAGAGACAGGCCCGGCGAGCUGAACGAGCUCGGUCGAUUUCGCCCACCAAGGACUCUCCUCUUGCGUCUGUUGCCUUGGAUGUCCAGCGAUCCGCUCACGAAUCAGUCCUCCACCCCCCGCAAGAGCUGAAGCCGUCCGCCGACACCGCCCUGCAGAAUCCUCCGUCGCCCUCCCAGCCUGAAAGCGAGGAACGGGCCACCUCCAGCUUCCCCCAGAAGCAAGCACCGUCUGCUCUCGCCGACUUGGAUACCGACGCUACAGCUGAAGAAGAACCGUCUGACCACGCACAGUCCGCAUUGAGUGAUCCAACCGAGAACAGCGGCGAUGCCAUAAUGCCUACAGAGGACGACACAACAACACCUUCGCGUGCACAGAUCUCGCGCGCGCUUGGGUCAAAGGACCCCUCUUGGUUCCGCCAAACCGCAGAUCGCGAGAAAUCGUCAUUGGCACUUCGGAAGAACGCUGAAGAGAAUGUCCUUCCUGAAAUUCCAUCCGUGGGAAGCAGCUUCAAGUUGCCUGGUCUCAGCCGCAACUCGACACCUGAAACUGACAAGCCCAAUGACACUGCUGGCGAGCGAUCCCGCUCUCCUUCACGAGCAAGUUCGACUGCUGCUACGAGCACCGUUGGCUAUCGUUAUUCCAGCAUAUCGUCUGUCUCCACCAGUGGUUUAGGUUCCCCCGUACCGCUGUCGUCUCGAGGACUGGCAGUGGAUUCCCGUAAACCUGAUCCUCCACCAACCAUGGACGAGCGCACCCCUCUCUCCCCAGGCCGCGGUUCUCCAGAACGGCCUGGUUCGCCGACAAAAGGCCUUGGCGGGUUUGUGCAGAGUGCAAUGAUGAAGAGAUCGGAUAGCAUAUCAAAGCGAUGGAGUGUUCAAGCCCCUGGUACCCUGAGCCGAAGUAACUCGGUCAUCAGCAAUCGUAGCAGCGUCAGUCGCCCUGGCUUUGGCGAUGUGCUUCCAAACCCCGUGGAUACAAGAGCGGGCCGUGGAACGUCCCCUCUUACUCUCUCUAGGCCUGGGUCGAGCCAUAGUGAAGCAACGGUUGUGAAUUAUGCAGGAGGCGAUGAGAAAAAUACGAGUACAAAUACAGUUCAGACUGACAACGGUUUCGUGAGACCAUCCCUGCCUACUCACGCUCGUUCCAACACCAUCUCUUCAGUGGGAUCGACAACAGACGAAACCAGGGGAGGCGACCCAACGACCCCCAGAAGCCCCUCGAAAACAAUGGACCCAAAGCGCUGGAGCCCAACAAAGGCAUCUUGGCUAGAGAGUGCAUUGAAUCGACCUGAAUCCCCGAGAGCAAAGAAUCCGCCUGCCACACAGCAACCCCCGUGGUUGAGAGACCUUUCCAAGGCCCGUCAGUCCCGAGGGAGUGUUGACCUUGGCAAGCCUACCGCUCUGAAGGAGGCUGCCCCGGUUGGUUUGGCGCGUUCUUCUCAACUCCCCGAAAAAGAUCAAACGUCUAGCAUUUCUACUGUUCCCGAGACUACUGUUACUACUGCCCUUGCACCGAAGGAAGCGAAGGAAACGAAAGAAAAUGAACCAGAUGUCAAGAUUGAAGUCCCCAAACCAUCGUCCGAAGACACUCCGGUUGAAUCCCAAUCAGAAGCCGAGAAACCUACAACUGCUUCCGAGCCCAGCCAACAGUCUUCCCCGUCUAUCUCCAAAGUUUCACCGCCUGUUCCAUCCAAUAAACCAAAGCUACCACCUCCCAAUGAUCCUCCCUCGCAGAGCCCAAAGCCAGCACCUGGUGUCAUAGACUUCAGGUCAAAUCUGCGGCGACGUGAGACUUCUCAGGACAAUUCAGCAAAUUCGGAGCCCGAGUUCAAGAAUGUUUUUGGGAAGCUGAGGAAGACGGAGCAAUCGAAAUACAGAGCACCUGAUGUCUUCAAAGACAAUAUCAUGAAGGGAAAGGCCGCGCUCAAUACGACCGGUGGGCCAAAGAAGAGCGACAGGGUCGACGAAUUCAAAGAAAGUAUACUAAAGCGGAAGGAUGAGAUGAAGGCUGGUGGAGGCUCCAUACGUCGACAGAGCGAGGACGACCGCAUUCCCCCAAAACCACGAGAUUCGAUACCCGAGGCGUUGUCAAGGCGGAAUAAUCUCUCUCGAACGGAAAGCAUGAAAAGCAGCAUAUCAUCCAUAUCAUCUCCGGUCAAGAGUCCAGAGGUGGGAAGUCCGUCGAAAGCCGUAACCGAAGCAGCGAGCAUUGUCGAUAUUGCAAAAGACCCGUCUCCCAAAACUGUCGUCCCGACGCCUUCUAUUUCUUCCUCGGAAGAUUCAAAGGACGCCCCAGAGCCACCGAAGAAAUUGUCUGAACCAGAUGUGGUGGUUCAAAAACCAGCACUCCAGCAGGAUGAAGAUAAUGAGUCUGUUCAACCGGUUCGUCCCUCGCAAUCAAAAGUCUUCGUAGGAGCCACAAAGCCAUCUGCGGCGCCUAAAGGGCCUGUUGCUAAGGGAACUAUUGCAGACCGACUAAACCCUGCUCUGGCCAACAUGCUGUCUCGCGGCCCUCCGGGAGGAGAAACGAGUAACUCGCCAUCUUUGAACCAGUCUUCCGUUUCCGCAACGCCGAAAGAACGAGAACCAGGGCCAGCAGCCCCCUUAACGCACAUGACAAAAGGUCGGGCCAAGGGUCCCAAGAGAAGACUCCCUGCUGCUAGCAAAUCUACCCCUGACCAAUCCGUUACCAAAGAAGAUACGCCAACUCCAAAGCAAAGUCCCACAAAGAAGACGGCUACGCUUAAAACCGAGAAAACAGAACAGAAAAAUUCUCAGGACCGCUUCCACUCGUCCCUAGUGAUUACAAAGAAAAUAGAAAAUUUCCCUGCAUUGCCGCAAACACCUGACAAACCGCUUGUUCACCGCCAAAAGCCACUAAUUUCUUCCAAGUCCCCAGAGCUAACAAAGUCUUUGGUUUCUUCUCGUGUCGAGCAUAUUGCUACGCCAAAGGCACAGGACAAGAUCGAGGAGAAGCCAAGUGAGGACAAACUAAGCGCUCCGCUUUCGAAAUCUUAUAGUAGCCCGGAAGUGCCUCCGAAGAGUGGCAUUGUACGCCAAAAAGUUAACAUCGAGAAAUCUCGUUCUCCAGACGAGCGACCAACGCCACCACCUAAAUCUAAAACACUUCCUCUAGCCCCCUCGGCUGGCAACUCGUCCACUUCGCCAUCAUUCGCCUCCAGACUGAAAGAGACUUGGGCCAACUCGGCUGCGUCCCCCCUUCAGACGAAAUUCGGGCUGGGGCUUGGCAGUUCUCUUUUCCCAUCACGGCCAGACUCGCCGCUGGAAAAAACGUCGCCCCAACCUGACAAAUUUUCUGCGUCUCCUCCAGUUCCUUCUAAACAAGGCCUUAAAAUAUCUUCAGAUGUGGGUAACAAGGCAAGAAGACCGUCCCUUACAUCGCCUGUUCCGCAAACUACAGAAUCCGGAAAUGUGAUUUCUCACUUUUUUGGCACGCCUCCCAAAUCAAGCGACAGAGUAGACAUUGACCCGCAGCUAAUUCUAACUUCUGAGAUUGACAACCCCAAGACGAGGACUAUGCGGAAACAGAUCUGGGAAAUCACGGGCGACGGCAAGAAGCAAGACCUACCUGUCAAUCAAGAGUACAUCUUAUUUGAAGGUAGCAUGUAUGUUUGUAUCCACAAUUUUGAAUACGAAGGCGGAAACAGGACUGAAGCAUACCUCUGGCUUGGCGAUGAAGUUUCAGAGGCGGCAAUGGAAGAUGCGCAGCUUUUUGCCCGCCGGGUUGCAAGAGAAAACGGCGCUCGACUGGAGCUGGUCAGGCAAGGCAAAGAACCAGCGACCUUUAUUGAGGCCCUCGGAGGGAUUAUCAUCACUCGACGUGGUUCUAGCUCCCGUUCGAGCUCUUCGGCAUUGUAUAUGCUCUGCGGUCGACGUCACCUGGGUCAAAUUGCAUUCGACGAAGUUGAUCUCUCUCGCCGGAACUUGUGCUCGGGCUUUCCAUUCGUCAUUUCUGCCAAGUUUGGCAAGCUCUAUCUUUGGAAAGGAAAGGGUAGCGGAGCCGACGAAAUUGGCAGUGCUCGGCUUAUCGGAAUGGAUCUUGGACUCACGGGGGAGAUUGAGGAAAUUGUCGAAGGAGAGGAGCCGGCCAGCUUUUUCGAGGUGUUCCCAGAUGGGAAGGUUGCGCAACCACCGUCGUCUACAGGCCACUGGCAUAUGAAGUCCAGGCAUGAAAAGUACCGUAGUCGGCUACUCCGCGUUGAUCACAUCUUGGGCCAGAAGGGCGGAUUCUGGAACCGACGAGGAUCGUCAUCCCCGGUGACCCGGCCGAAUGACACUGUGGAGGAAAUCGAGCCGUUCUGUCAGAAGGACCUUCGCCCGCGUGACAUCUACGUCCUCGAUGUCUUUUUUGAGAUUUAUGUGGUCGUGGGGAGCGAAGCCCAGUCCAGGGCGGCCGAGUUUGCUUCUGCUCUCAUUUUUGCGCAUGAAUACGGAAUCCUGGCGGCCUCGUUGGAAGAUCGACCUUUUAUUCCCAAGAGCUUUGUUGCCAUUGGGGGUAUUCCAGAGCAGUGCAAGGUCGCCUUCCGGAAGUGGGAUUCGAAAAUAUGGCAGUCGACACCGCGCACACUGCCUUUGAACGCGGCAAUCGAGGCUAUUCGGGAAUGA
This is a messenger RNA of Talaromyces rugulosus, 4755 nucleotides long. RefSeq lists its product as uncharacterized. NCBI's taxonomy places the organism in Eukaryota, Fungi, Ascomycota, Eurotiomycetes, Eurotiales, Trichocomaceae. Gene Ontology annotation, biological process: barbed-end actin filament capping; actin filament severing. The record is from RefSeq and is a predicted model, not a curated record. The transcript is spliced from 3 exons. Gene Ontology annotation, molecular function: phosphatidylinositol-4,5-bisphosphate binding; actin filament binding. Bases 1 to 4755 code for a protein of 1584 amino acids.